Sclerotinia borealis F-4128 is the source of this 858-nucleotide messenger RNA. The record is from the annotation of a GenBank genome assembly. Lineage: Eukaryota; Fungi; Ascomycota; Leotiomycetes; Helotiales; Sclerotiniaceae.
AUGGCAACCUCAUCUCUUCAAGCAGCAAACCUCUUCAAUGUUAAAGGGCUAGUAGCUGUCAUUACCGGUGGCGGCAGUGGUAUUGGUCUAAUGAUGGCCCGCGCCCUCGCUCUCAAUGGUGCUGAAAAAGUGUACAUCAUUGGGCGUCGCAAAGAAGUUCUUGAAGCUGCCGCCUCUUCCGUUGAGACCGGUAAUAUCAUCCCGCUCGUCGGCGACGUGACUGAUAAAGACGUUGUAUCCUCACUUGUCUCGCAAAUCGAGUCUGAAGUAGGGUACAUCAACGUUCUGAUUGCCAAUUCGGGCAUCGCCGGUCCCCAAGCCACCAAACCCAUCACGUCGUCCUCCUCCAUCUCCGAAUUUGUUUCCUCGUAUGGAAGUGCGAGUAUGUCGGACAUGACCAAGACUUUUGAGCUGAACACCGUAGCCGUCUUCUCUUGUAUCAUGGCUUUCUUGGAUUUGUUGGAUAAGGGAAACAAGAAGGGAAAUGUAGAGCAGAAGAGUCAGGUUAUUGCCACAAGUUCGAUUGGUGGUUUCAAUAGAAAUGUACCAGGAGGAUUCACCUACGGACAGAGUAAAGCUGCUACAACGCAUUUGAUGAAGCAAUUGGGUACACAACUAGCACCGUAUGAAAUUAGGUGCAAUACUAUUGCCCCUGGUCUAUUCCCAUCUGAAAUGGCCGCCGCGCUCAUCGGUGACGGAGUUUUCUCCAAUGAUAAAAUCCCAUUGCAAAGAGUGGGCACGGAAGAAGAUAUGGCGGGCUGUAUCCUCUUUUUGGCAUCAAGAGCUGGAGCUUAUUGUACCAGCACCGUUAUUGUAAUUGAUGGAGGUCGGUUGAGUAUCAUGCCUAGUACUUAUUAA